Molecule: messenger RNA, 318 nt
Organism: Cooperia oncophora
Lineage: Eukaryota; Metazoa; Nematoda; Chromadorea; Rhabditida; Trichostrongylidae
Source: the annotation of a GenBank genome assembly
AUGCAGCGCCUCGUCGUGGCCGCCGUUCUUCUUCUCGCCGCCACCAAACACUCGGCGCUCCAACGUCAAAAGACCCCGAGUUUUCAGUUUUCGGACAAAUAUGACAAGGCGAUUAUCUGUUCUUUCCACUCACCAAGAGGAAUCGUAGCCCGAGUGAACUAUCCGGAUCCAAUCGUCAUUCAGCCGUUCAUCGACGCAACCGAACCUGAAGGCCACACGGAUACUACGUACACCCAGUGCUCAACAAACGUCUCGCAGUCGGCACCAACAAAGGCGAAAUUCAAGUUGAUCAGUGGAAAAUGGGAAAGUGAGCCAUAG